GGAGGAAUUGCAGCAUCAUCAGAGUAAGGUAGAAAGUUCCGCAAUAGUAUUUAAAGGAGAACUAGCAGUGGGAAGAGAACUAGCAGUGGAAAGAGAACUAGGUUCGGAAAGAGAACCAGCUGCGGAAAGAGAACCAGCUGCGGAAAGAGAACCAGCAAUGGAAAGAGAACCAGCAAUGGAAAGAGAACCAGCAGUGGAAAGAGAACCAGCAGUGGAAAGAGAAUCAGCAGUGGAAAGAGAACUAGCUGCGGAAAGAGAACUAGCAGUGGAAAGAGAACUAGCUGUGGAAAGAGAACCAGCAGUGGAAAGAGAACCAGCAGUGGAAAGAGAACCAGCAGUGGAAAGAGAACUAGCUGUGGAAAAAGAACCAGCUGCGGAAAGAGAACUAGCAGUGGAAAGAGAACUAGCUGUGGAAAGAGAACCAGCAGUGGAAAGAGAACCAGCAGUGGAAAGAGAACUAGCUGUGGAAAAAGAACCAGCUGCGGAAAGAGAACCAGCAGUGGAAUGA
This is a messenger RNA of Candidula unifasciata, 508 nucleotides long. NCBI's taxonomy places the organism in Eukaryota, Metazoa, Mollusca, Gastropoda, Stylommatophora, Geomitridae. The record is from the annotation of a GenBank genome assembly.